UUUUACAAGAAAUACUGGGAUGUCCUCGGAGGGGACAUCCUAGACGUCUUCAACGAGAGUCUGGCCUCUGGUUCCAUGCCGAUGUCCUGCCGGAGGGCAGUACUAACGCUACUGCCAAAAAAAGGAAACCCGCAGGACAUCGGUAACUGGCGCCCUGUGUCUCUGCUGUGUGUGGAUUACAAGCUUCUGUCCAGGGUCCUCGCCUCCAGGCUGAGGGGAGCUAUGGAGCAGGUCCUCCAUCGGGACCAGACCUACUGUGUGCCCGGCAGGUCCAUGGUGGACAACGCCCACCUCAUUCGGGACGUUUUGGAGGUCUCCAGCUCGUUGGGCGAGGAGAGCCGUGCAGCGGGGCGCCACCGCCGUCAUCUUCGACGUGUCGGAGAACCCGGAUGCCAUCGACCAGCUCAACCAGCUGGGCGAGGACCCUCUGAAGCGGCCGGUGGUUUACGUGAAGGGCAACGACGCCGUGAAGCUCAUGAACAUCGUCAACAAGCAGAAAGUGGCUCGCGCUCGCAUCCAGCACCGCCCGCCGAGGCAGCCUACGGAGUAUUUCGACAUGGGCAUCUUCCUGGCGUUCUUCGUGGUCGUGUCGCUCGUCUGCCUCGUCCUGCUCAUCAAGAUCAAGCUCAAGCAGAGGAGGAGCCAGAGCUCGAUGAACAGAAUGGCCAUCCAGGCGUUGGAGAAGAUGGAGACGAGGAAGUUCAAGGCCAAGGGGAAGGUGCAGCGCGAGAGCGGAGGCUCUGAUUCGCUGAGCAGCAGCUCCACCGCCGACUGCGCCAUCUGUCUGGAGCGCUACGUCGACGGGGAGGAGAUGCGUGUGAUCCCCUGUGCUCACAGGUUUCAUAAGAAGUGUGUCGACCCCUGGCUGCUGCAGCACCACACCUGCCCCCACUGCCGGCACAACAUCAUCGAGCAGAAGAAGGGGAACCCCAGCCCGGAGUGCAUGGACCCCGGCAACCUGGCGCACGGCCGCCAGCGUGUGGUGCUGCCGGUCCAUUACCCCGGCCGGGUGCACCGCGCCGGCCAGGUGACGGCCUACCCCACCCGGACCAGCAUGGACCCCCACGGCAACCCCAUCACCAUGCUCACCAUGGACCAGCACGCGGCGGAUCCGCAGGUCCUGUACCCGCCCCAAUCGGCGUCCGCCUUCCUCCGGAGCUACCACCCGGCGCUCCACCUGGACCACGCGCUCAACCCCCACCACUGCGGCCUGGAGCACCGCGGCCCCCCCGCCUACCCGGCGCCGCCGCACCACGCGGCUUUCAAGCGGCCCAAGUUCCAGGGACGCAGCUUUUCCCGCGCCGCCUGCUUCUCGCAGUACGAGACGAUGUACCAGCACUACUACUUCCAGGGAUUGACUUUCCCCCAACCGCCGGGCGGCGAUGCCGGCCAAGGGCCCGCCGGCGCCGGGCAGCUUGGCGUCGGGGCCCACAAGGGCCACCACGGCCGGGCCUUCCAGCAGGGUCUGCUGUACCCUACGGUGGUCCACAUGGCUCCCGCCUCUUCGUCGCGGAUCGCCGGCGGCGACGGCGCUUCCGGCCUGAGCUGCUACCACGGCCACCGCUCGGCGUGCAGCGGCUACCUCGCCGACUGCCCCGGCAGCGACAGCAGCAGCAGCAGCUCGGGCCAGUGCCGCUGCUCCUCCAGCGACUCCAUGCUGGACUGCACCGAGGUCAGCAACCAGGGCGUCUACGGCAGCUGCUCCACCUUCCGCAGCUCGCUGAGCAGCGACUACGACCCGUACGUCUACCGGAGUAAGAGCCCGUGUCGGGGCUCCGCUGGGGAGGCGGCGGCGGCUCUCACCGCAGUUCCCGCCGAGGAACCGUCGCCGUCCCCCGGCUGCCUCCAGCUGCCUCCGAGGGCGUCGGGGUUCAGCUCGGGGGACCGCCUCUCCAACUGCAGCAGUCGCUCAUCACUGGAACACAGGGACAAUGGCAACACGAGCACUACCUCAGGCCGGGGGGGGAAAGGGGCCCUGGAGGAGUCGGGGGACCCUGGGGGGGCGGCGGCCUGCAGGUGUUGCUUCGAGGCGCUGCCUCCCAGCGUGGAGUGCAACAGAGGGCAGGACUCGGACCACGUGGGGCCGAUGGCCACGGGGCGCUUCCACCGGGCGGUUGACUUUCAGAGCUCCGCCUCCAAGAACUACUUUGCCCCCGAGCGCCUCAUGCGGCCGUCCUCGGAGCAGGCGAGCUACGAAGGGCUGCCCUGCUGCUUCUACAAGGAGAUGAAGGCUCACCGGGCGGCGGCGGCGGCGGCGGGCCGCUACGUCGAGGACUACGCCAUCAACGUGCAGUACGCACACGCCGACUCGGAGGCCUGCUGCGAACCCAACCAGAGGAUACCCAUAAUCCCCGAGGACACGGACUGUGAACUGGGCGCGGCGGCGGAGACCCCGAGCGGUCUGCCGCCCGGCGGUGUCGCGGCGGAGGCCGAUGUGCGGACACGGGAGGGUUGCUUCGCCUCGGGGGCGUCGGGAGGUCAGGCAGCGCACCCUCAGGAGGAGGCAGCGGCGCCGGUCGAGGCAGCGGUGGCCCGGGAUUUGUUUUCCGCGAGCGCCGCCGCAUCGGGAAGCAGCACUUCGCAGACGAUGGGGGUCCGGGUCUGUGAACUUGAAGGGACUUGAGAGUCUGUGUUUGGUAGCCGCCGAUCAGCCAUUGAAACCCUCAGCUGCCUCGUCUCACCUCUUCUCUCCGAGCGCUGAAUGUUAGCAUCUUCGAUUUGUGUGGAUUUCUACUGAGACAGCGUAUCACGGUCAUUCCUGUGGGGGCCGCCAGUGUCUUCAGGCACCAAGCGGUACUGCACGCGUGGAUGGAAGGUUGUCAACUGAACCUUUUGUUGUUGUUUUUUUUUAAGUAGGUCGUGACAGGCUGCCGGUACUUCGGCGCUACUCAGCGUGGGGCCCAUUUCUUGUGAGAAUUGUUUUUAAAAUAUUUUUAUCAAGAAAAAAAAAAAGAUAUCUCUAAUACUCCCGUCUUUUUUAGAUUUCUUUUUCUUUUUCUACCCCCCCCCCCCCCCCCCCAAAAAAACUUUUAAUUCACAAACAUCUACAUGUAUGCACACAUGAACACUGACUGCCUAUAAAUUCUCAACCACACACUCUAAUGGGUUGUAUGGACUUAGCUACACCACAACAGAAAGACAUGAUUGUUUUUUUAUUUUAUUUUAUUUUUAAAGCAGGGAAAUGGGUCUUUCUAAAGGUGUCUGUGACUCUGAGGAGAAGAAGCUAUACAUAUAUAGAUAUAUUUAUAUAUAUCUAUAUAUAUACAUACAGUAUAUAUAGAUAUAUAUAUGUAUAUAUAUUACAGAAGAAGAAAAAAUGCAUAGAAAUGUGAAUGCAAGGCUGACACUGGUCUAUUCAAUGUAAUACAGAAUUUGUUUUAUGCAUUGCAUUUCUGUCCAGAGGGAAAGCUGACGGUGUCUCGGGGUCACUACAUUUCUCCUCUAAAAAGUGUUUUCUUCUUUUUGUUGCUGUCAUACACCCAAUUGUUCCUCAAUGAGGCAUUCUCUAAGAAAUAUCUAGAACACAAUAAUAAUAAUAAAGGUUCAAGCAUGUAAAGGCCAAAGGAAAGUAGCUGGUAAAGACUCAUAUUUCAUAUUUCAUAAGGUUUUCUUAUUGUACUGUGACUUCUUUUUUUUUAACGAUCACAGCGUAUCCGUUUGAAUCAUAUCGUGCUGUAAAUAAUACACAAUGCUUUUUUUUCAUUCAUGCCUUUCUGUUUGUCCUGCAGACUGUUGUUAUACUGUUUCUAUGAAAUAUUCACAUUCUGAAAUAACAAUAUUUAUAAGUUAACCCAGUGCUGUAAUCAAGUGAGAAUCUAAUCUUGCCUUUUGCAUAGAGAGAUCUGUACCUUACUGCAAAUAUAACAUUUUGGGGUACUUGAGUCACUAUUUAAUUUUUUUAAUUGUUUCUAGCACUUAAGAAGAUUUUUAAAAAAUGUGUAAGAAAAUUAAUAUUUUUUAAUUUUUUAAGAAUAUAAUUAUUUUUUCCGUAAUUUUACCAUUUUACAAAUGUUUAAACAAAAAAGAAAAAGGAACGAAAAAGAGGCUAGAAAUCAAUCCGUGUAUAUUUCUGUACCUGUAUAGCAAAACACAUUUCAUGAAUGGAAAUAUGUUCUCUGAAUAUUUAUUUACUAAUAUAUUUAUCUUUGAAGCCAUGUCUGAUGUUCAGUGUAUGAACAUUUGAGUUAUUGGGUUGCUUUUUAUUUUUUGAGAAAAAAAAUCACUAACAUGACUUUGUAUAUACAUGGUAAUUGCACACAAGACGAUUAAAUCUUCUCUGACCAAAAAACUGAUUUAAAAAAACUUUAGUACCAUACAGUUUUGUAAUUAAAGUGUACAAAGAUCUGUAAAAUAUACAGUUUUAUUCAAGUAA
Molecule: messenger RNA, 4372 nt
Organism: Pseudoliparis swirei
Lineage: Eukaryota; Metazoa; Chordata; Actinopteri; Perciformes; Liparidae
Gene: znrf3
Product: zinc and ring finger 3
Exons: 7
Coding region: 476-2623 (715 amino acids)
Biological process (GO): ubiquitin-dependent protein catabolic process; Wnt receptor catabolic process; negative regulation of canonical Wnt signaling pathway
Molecular function (GO): frizzled binding; ubiquitin protein ligase activity
Source: RefSeq, a predicted model, not a curated record